AGAGAGAGGGAAAAUCCAAAUCUAGACGUGCGCAUAUACAUAUAUAACAUAUAUAUAGACAUAUAGAGGCGCACGCAAACGUGUAUGUGUAGAGAGAGCGGUUUUGUUUUGGUUUUUGUGUAUCUCUGAAAAUAACUGAAAAAAACAUGAAUUGGAGCAAGCUGGUAUAGAUUUUCCUUCUCAUUUCCGGAUUUCUCUCACUUUAGUUCUUCAUCCGAAGAAUUCUGGUGGAAAAUUGAGGCGGAAAGCCAAAAUUAAUGCUAGAAUUGUUGUCAUAUAUAUGUCUCCGCAAAACCCCCAAAUUUUUUUCUAAACCCCUUCCCUCUCUCUCUCCGACGGCGGAAAAAUGAGAAUUCGCUUGGAGUUUUAAGCUGGAAUGGGAAAGCUGAGCUCGGAAAUCGACGUUUCGGCGUCUCCUCCGGCUGAUCCGGCGUUGAUCAGUGAGGAGUGCUUGUCUGCGGCGGAGCAAGUGCUGAAUUGCGUUCACCCCACGCUCGACUCGGAGGAGAAGAGGAGAGACGUCGUUGAGUUCGUUCAGCAGCUCGUCAAGACUCGUUUGAAUUGCGAGGUUGUUCUGUAUGGGUCAGUGCCACUGAAGACGUACCUACCAGAUGGUGAUAUUGAUCUGACCAUCCUAAAGGGUCCGAAUGCGGAGGAGUCUUUGCCCCAUGAUGUUCUCGCUCUUUUAGAGGCUGAAGAGCAGAAUGAAGAUGCUGAGUUCCGAGUAAAGGACACUCAAUUUAUUGAUGCUGAGGUCAAACUUGUUAAAUGCUUUGUGCAGAACAUUGUGGUCGAUGUAACCUUUAAUCAGCUAGGUGGACUUUCGACACUCUGUUUUAUUGAGCAGGUGGAUCGUCUCGUUGGGAGAAAUCAUGUCUUUAAACGCAGUAUUAUCCUGGUUAAGGCUUGGUGCUAUUACGAGAGUCGUAUACUUGGGGCACACCAUGGGUUACUUUCGACAUAUGCUUUGGAAAUUCUUGUCUUGUACAUAUUCCAUUUCUUCCAUUCAUCGUUAAGCAGUCCUUUGUCGGUUCUCUAUAGAUUUCUCGACUACUACAGUCAGUUCGAUUGGGAUAAUUAUUGCAUCAGUUUGAAAGGUCCACUUCAUAGAUCAUCUCUACCUGAAAUAGUGGUGAAGAUGCCUGAACAUCGGUGCAACCGUCUGUUGCUUACUGAAGAAUUUUUGAACAGAUCCAUGGAACUGUUUUCAGUUCCUUCUAGGGGACUUGAUGCAAACCCGAAAACAUUUCAGCCAAAAUAUCUGAAUAUUAUCGACCCACUGAAGGAAAACAAUAAUCUCGGGCGCAGCGUACACAGAGGCAAUUUCUACCGCAUAAGGAGCGCAUUGAAGUAUGGUGCUCACAAGCUCGGACAGAUUCUCGUACGCCCAAGAUGUGAAGUUGGAGAUGAAAUCCGUAAGUUUUUCUCUAAUACCCGCGCAAGGCAUGAGCAUCAACAUAGAAGUGUCCCUAGAACUCUGGCACUAGAAUUUAGCGAUGAAGAGUCGUUGACUGCAUCUUUAUCAUCCCCGAUUGAUCUGUUAUCUGACGACGACGACAUGCUUGCAAAGUCCUCCAUCAGUGAUUUUGAGGACGAACGUAUCUCUGCUGAACACUCGAGGAAGGAAGUUUCUCCUGGGAUGACAUCUGAAGAUUGCGAUUCGAGGAAUAGCAAGCCAGAUUAUGCAUUAUGCUACAGUAAUGGCGGGUCUUUGCCCGAGAAUCAUUUCCACAAACUGCAUUAUCUCGCCUCAAGAUCAUCUGCAGAAAGUAGAGUCUCGGAGGGGUUUGGCUUCAAUCCUUGGUUCAAGAACAGAGAAGAACACGUUCGAAUGGAUAAUACGUUUCAAUGGUGUAUGGACAACCACGAAGCUGCCUGCAGCUGCAUUACUGGUUCUAAUUCGACUUCAAAGGCAAGCGUUAUUGAAACUCCAUCUCUUGAUUUUAGAGAACUGGACUCUGCAAGCGUGGGAGGCGAAUCAGAAGCUUUCAAUCCACUGGCCGAUUUAACUGGAGACUAUGACAGCAACAUCAGGAGCUUGCUUCGCGCCCAGCUCUGCCAUGGGUUUACGUUAUCUGCAGCAUCUGCCAAAAAUCCUUCAUCACCAUCACCCGCUUCAGAUAUUCAGAAAAGGCCAUGGGAAGUUGUUCAUAAAUCAACAUUGCUCGAGGAGAAGGAGUUCCCCAAAAUAGAUUUACACUUCAUGCCCACGGACCACGUUAUGUAUGCUAGCUUUGAAGGGACAGACAAAUCUCGAGGACUUGGCACCUACUUCCCCGAUAUGAGUACUUAUUACAUGGAGAAGCCUUCCCACUGGAGGGGAAGGAGUAAUUUCCCGGGUAUACAAAACCACCACAAAUACGGCCACAGCAACGGCUCAAAACCUUCUGUCAAUUCACAUUGUUCCAUAAACGGUAACCACGACGUUCUGCCCACACGGAGAGGACAUCCAGGAGAAAGCAAGAGAUCAGAUGUGAAUUGCCAAUCGCCCCGUGCAGCCGGAGGCGGGAAAUCGAUCAAUGGGCGUAUAACCACAUCAUGCACAAUCGAGUUUGGCUCCGUUGGGAACCUUGCAGAACAGGUCAUAUCAAGCUGCGCCUCAACGGAACCAGAUGGAGGAAGGGUUGCAGGGCGGGCGAUCCACCUGAAGAAUGAAGACGAGUUCCCUCCGCUGUGCCUGUGAACUGAGUGUCGUCGUUCAACUUGUACAGUAGAGGCGAUGUGGAUUCAGACGCUAACAAAAACGGCUUGACUUUUAGGCAGCCAUAACCGCUUGUAUCUUAGGUCCUGUUACGAUACUUACGGGAUGUGAUACAGUGGUAGAGCGUUCGGUUCAGUUGUUUGAACCUAGCUCAGCUGAGCCAUCGUUUCCGAUGAACUAAGGCCAGGUUUGGUGGUGAACUAUCAUUCAUACACCAACUCCUAAUUUCUUGUUAUCUGUGACAUGACUGGAAAUUUGGUGUUCUAAUCUUCUAUCUAUUUUAUCAAAGAGGCAGUUUUCAGUCA
This is a messenger RNA of Salvia hispanica, 3006 nucleotides long. RefSeq lists its product as uncharacterized. The record is from RefSeq and is a predicted model, not a curated record. Lineage: Eukaryota; Viridiplantae; Streptophyta; Magnoliopsida; Lamiales; Lamiaceae.